CCAUCCCCCGAGCUGCCUCCUGGAUCUGGCUCCGGAUCUGGAUGCGGGCAUCCUUUGGAUUUUGCGCUGAACAACGCGGACCCCCCACUGCAAAGAAAACUUAAACGGGACAACAAUGGUGGCUGAAUACGCGGCUGCUGGUCGUUUCGGGGACCGGGGAUUGCGCUCGGUGUGACAUUCACUUGCACGCUGGUGUGGAGUUUUUAUUGUUCUGGUCCCGCAGACGCAGAGACACAGCGGCGAAUCUGUGGAGAAGAUGUUGAGCCGAUUCAUGAGUGGCAGCCUCAGGAAUCUGGAGCGGGAAUACAGCUGCACUGUCAGGCUGCUGGACGAUACGGAAUAUACGUGCACCAUUCAGCGGGAUGCAAAAGGACAGUAUCUGUUUGACCUCCUCUGCCACCAUCUAAACCUACUGGAGAAAGACUAUUUUGGCAUCAGAUAUGUGGAUCCAGACAAGCAGCGGCACUGGUUGGAGUUCACCAAAUCAAUUUCAAAGCAAAUGAAAUCUCAGCCUCCCUUCACUAUGUGUCUGAGAGUAAAGUUCUACCCUCCUGAUCCUGCUGCUCUCAAGGAGGAAAUCACUCGAUAUUUGGUCUUCCUGCAGCUAAAGAGAGACCUCUAUCACGGUCGUCUCCUGUGCAAAACCUCAGACGCUGCCAUGCUGGCUGCCUACAUCCUUCAAGCUGAGAUCGGUGAUUACGACCCUGGGAAGCAUCCUGAAGGUUACAGCUCCAAAUUCCAGUUCUUUCCCAAGCACUCGGAGAAACUGGAGCGCCGGAUCGCAGAAAUACACAAAACUGAGCUGAUCGGACAGACUCCUGAAACAUCAGAGCGAAAUUUUCUGCUGAAAGCCCAGAUGCUGGAGACAUAUGGUGUUGAUCCACAUCCAUGUAAGGAUGUGUCGGGGAACCCCGCUUUUCUCGCCUUCACGCCAUUUGGCUUUGUGGUUCUUCAGGGAAACAAGAGAGUUCACUUUCUUAAAUGGAACGAGGUGUCCAAGCUCAAAUUUGAAGCCAAGACUUUCCACAUAUAUGCAAAUCAGAAGGAGGACAGAAAGAUCAUUUUAACGUACUUCGCGCCUACGCCGGAGGCCUGCAAGCACCUUUGGAAGUGUGGUGUGGAGAAUCAGGCAUUUUACAAGCUUGAGAAGUCCAGUCAGGUUCGCACUGUCUCUAGCAGCAACCUUUUCUUCAAGGGCAGCCGUUUCCGCUACAGUGGAAGAGUAGCGAAAGAGGUAAUGGAGCAAAGUGCCAGAAUCAAACGUGAACCUCCAGAAAUACACAGGUCUGGGCUUGUGCCCAGCAGGAGUUGUCCAUCCAUUACCCAUGGGCCUCGCCUCAGCAGUGUUCCCCGUACACGUCGGAGAGCUGUGCACAUAUCUAUCAUGGAGGGUCUGGAGUCUUUGCGUGACAGUGCCCACUCUACACCGGUGCGUUCGGUGUCCCAUGGAGAGCCUUUCCUACCCCGGUCCCGCAGCCACGCAGAUGCCAGCGACGGGAUGGCAGUCAUCUCGGACGAGGCCUACAGUCCCUCAGAUAGUGUCCUUCCCACCCCAGUGGCUGAACACAGCACAGACAUGGCCGUCUCACGCCAAAUAAACGGCGCGCCCUGCAGCAUCGAGGAGGAAAAGGAGUCAGAGGCGGGCACCCCCAUGCGGGGGGAAGGGGGUGAUUUCGGGGCGGAUGGUGGAGCUGCCCAGGAAGGAGCAGGGGAGGACUCGGCCCUGAGCGAAGUGGAACAGGUGAAUAAGUUUGUCUUAAGCGUCCUCCGUUUGCUCCUCGUCACCAUUGGACUCCUUUUUGUCUUGCUCCUCCUCCUUAUCAUCCUCACCGAGUCAGACCUUGACAUCGCAUUUUUAAGCGACAUCCGUCAAACCCCCGAGUUCGAACAGUUCCAUUACGAAUACUUUUGUCCCCUCAGGCGGUGGUUCGCCUGCAAGCUCCGCUGGGUGGGUGGGUUGCUCAUUGACAACUGAGGUUGUAGCAUCACAAAGGCCGUUCAGGUUUGUGAGAAGACGGUUAGGAGUCUGGAGUGUUGAAGGACAACUUCAUCCGAACCAAGAACCCAGCUUCUCAUCUUCCUCCUGCAGAAAACAAAACAACUCGGACCUCUCCUUCUAACACUAAGCCAGGAUCUUUCUCCCACCACCUCAGCUUUUUAGUUGCACACCCCUCCCUCCAGCUAUUAUGUUUGGGUUUUUUGCUUAGCAAUGCCUGAAGAUAUAUAUUUUUGUUUUGCAUUUUUUAAGUCAUUUCAGGAACUUUAUUUUUACAAAAAAUACAAAAGAAAAAAAAUUAUGAAAAAAUAAGUAACUGAGGAACCUAAAAUUUACGUUUCUGUGGAAUGGGAUAUAUUGAUUUUUUUUCUUGGCGCAGAUUAGCAUUGCAGAUGGUUAUUUAUUUCUGAGAAGCAUGCUGUGGGCUGUGAAAGGCUAAAUACCCCUGUUGCAAGUUUUUAUGUUUUAAAAAGAAUUGGAUCAUGGGAAAUAAUUUCAAAACUUUUUUCAUCUUUAAUGUGAGAUAUUAAUUUUUUUCCUCAACAAAUAAAUAGACAAAUCUGUUAGAAAAAAAAUUAAGUUGUUCGCCCACCAUUAAACUAAUAUUUUGUUGAAGUAACUUUUGUCUCAGUUUCAGUACUCAGUCUGUGGUACACGGACAGUUCUCAGACAUGAUUGAAAUCUAUGAUGGUAAUUAUUCUGGGAUCUGUCUAAAGACUGACAUCAGAACUGAAUAAGCUGCAGAAAAUCUGUGUUCAGCAGUGUAGAAUAUUUUUUAUAUCUCUGGAUUUGUAAAUAAGGUGGCAAAGGAAGACAUGUUCCCCAAACAAAGGUCACUGCACAUCAUUCACACAGCAAAAUGUGGUAGCGGCAGCAUCAUAAUCUGGGGUUCCUGUUCUUCACAGAAAGAAAGCAGUUCCAAACACAUUCAGGUGUAAGAAAAACAUUAAUUUCAGCAUCCCAGCAUGCAUCCAAAUCAACAUAUGAAUGGCUUUGCUAAAGAAAAAGUAAAGUUUGGAUUUAUACAGCAGCUCACAAAGUCUUUUGGUUCACCUGAAGAGGGUUAUGAACAGGAUUUGUCUUCAGAAUGGGAGAGUAAUCCAAUAUUACCAAGUCAUGAUGUGGUGUGCUGAUGAGACUGGAUGGUGAAACUGAAUCAAAAGAUGCUUCUGUAAGGCAUUAGUUUCAGUUUAUACACACUUCUGAAAUCAAGUACGGCACAUUAUUUGUUUCUAGAUUUUCCCCCUAACAGAUUUAUGUUUGUUAAAUUAUACAAAGCAAUAUCGCAUAAUGUAACAUGGUCUAUCAAAAAAAAAAAAUCUGCCUUUUUAUCAGGAGUGCUUAGAUAUUUAAGAGCCACUGUAUGUAAUGAAGAGAAGAAGGGGAGGUAAUGAAUGUUAAUCCAGGAAGUCGAUUCAUCUUCAAGAGAUGCAAGUGAGUUAAGAGUCUGGAAAGGCCAACUGCUGCGAUGGAGUCAAGGUCUUCUGAUGUCCAUUUAUUAUUAUGAGAAGACAAAGAGCUGGUUAACCUCUUUAUAAAAGACCAAGAGGAAUAGCUUGAAAAGGGAGAAAAGAAAGGGAUGUUAAAAUAGAAAACAGACAGGAUGAAUACCAAAUGCCUUCUCUGAAAACAUAUUUAUGACUGUUUAGAUUUUUGGGGGCAAUUGAUUAAGUCUGGUUGAACAUCCAUAUACAGUGCUAUACAAGAUCAGCUGAUGGAUAUGAAACUAGUUUUUCAAUUAUUUUCUAAGAAUUCAGUGAACUAAAGCUGUAGUGUCAUGCGGCCCGAUAGUGUCUGAUGCAAUUAGAUAAAUCCUCACGAUGAGCAAAGACUCACUGGCACUAGUAGAUACUGUUCUAGCUAGAUGUGCAAUGCUGAUGUGAUUUUUAUUAAGUACUUUGAAUGUGCUCAUUUAUUUGAUUUUGUUGUUGUUGUUGUUUUCAUCAAAUUGAAAUUCAAUGAAUUUCAGUUAGUUUUUUUUAUGAAGAGCUUGAUCUAUUUUGGUUUCAGCCUUGCCCUUCAGUUUCUGUAUAAUACUAUAUUAUUGUAACUGCUAGAAUAAGAGCAAUGAUGUACAUUUUUGUACAAAAUAGUUUGUUUCCUAUUAUAUAUAUCGACAGUUUUUUUCCAUGUAUAUUUUACCAGAACUGAAAUGUUAUUUUGUUAUUGAAGAUUAAAUUAUACCUUUUUUAGCACUGCGUUUCAAGUGAGGUCAGACGCGUUGGAGACGAGGAAGGAGUUGGGGAAAAAAAAAUGUUGACCGGGACUUUUUAUCAAGAUUCACUCACCAGUUAUCACAUCUCCCUUCACUACCAAUAGUCAGUCUAAAGUCUGCAGUGUAUGUGUAGUUAUUACUGAUUAACUUAAAUAUGAUUUAUUGGUGCCAAUCAUUGAAAAAUACAAUUUUAUCUGUUGUAACUUAAUCUGAAGUAAUUUUACGUAAAAGAAGAGAUACAGCACCCUCAACACUUCCUGUUUUUUUUUUUUUUUUUGGUAAAGGUGUAAAAAGCCUUAAAAUGGAUUAGACUUUCAUGAUAGUAAUGCAAGUUCACACUUAAUUUUUUUAAAGUACAAGUUUUAAUGUGUCUGAAGUUAUUCAGUGAGGCCAAAAAAACAACAGCUUUUUAAAAGAUCCCUGCUGUAGAACCUUUUACCAGUCAGACAGCUGUUAGCCUUCAUUUCACAAUACAUAGAGAGGGACUCCUCAUCCAGACUCUUAGGUUUCUUUUAUGCACUUUUCUCAACUUGCCCCUUAGGUUUUAUAUAAUAUUUAUGACUAAAAUGGUCAAAGAACAAGGUCGAUUUGAUGUUUUCUGAACCACUUCUGUUUUUCUUUGGUAUGGUUUGGAUUACGUCUCUGAUGAAAGGCCCCAAAAUGACCUAUUUCCAGUUGUCCAUCAGAAAUCAUCAUAUUUUUAUGUAAAAGGCUCCUGAAGAUUAAACAGACCCAUAGCAUCACAUAUCUUCUAUCACAGUCAACACUGAGUAUUUGAUCGAAUGAGUCUAUUUUCCUUUCAAAAGGAAUAUUAUGAGAGUACAUGGCACUAGAAAAUAGAUAGAACCAGAGAUUCACAGUUCCUCCAUCUGACUGAACAACGGUGAUUAGAUACUUCCACAUAUUCUUCCUCUAUUUCACAUUUCAGACUUGGUGACUCAAUGAUGCUUUUCUGACAUUACAAAUGAAAUCAUAUUAAAGACACAAGUUAUUAUUAUUAUUAUUUGUAUUUCAUUGUGAGAUUAUGGUAGGACAAUAGAAAAGUGAUUUAUUUUAAGGUUUGUUACACAUCUUUACUACGGUUGCCAAUAUAUGGAGAGGGUGCACAGCUGUAAGCCUGAUUCACUGCAUCAACAGACCAAUGAAGAUAAAACAUUUGACUAUUGAUCUAAUUUAAUUACAGUAUAUUUCUGUGGCAGUAUAUUAGAUAAACUGGAAUUGACGUGAUUUGUUUAUUGAUGUAUUGAAUUGCCAGUUACUUUCACAAAUAUUGCCAAGUUUGUCUGCUGCAGUUUAUGCAUUUUAUUUUGUUGGUUAAGUAAACAUAAACAGAUUAGAGAUUUUUUGUAUUUAAAUCAAUACAAAAAACAUGUCUGCUUCAGGGAGCAAUGACCGUAACGGCUUCCGGAUGGUGGCUAAAUUGUGGCCUGUUUUUGUAAUUGUGUGUGAGAACAGACACAAGAUUCAAGAUGAUUGUGGUAGAUGGAGAAAUUGAAGCAGAUUAGCCAUGACCGAAGGAAAAAUAGUACAAAUGGAUGAUCUGAAACAGUUUGGCAAUGGAAAGCACCUUUUUAUCAUCUGUGUGUGUGAUGGCUGGACAGGGUUCUCUUUUUUUAACCUUUCUGCAGCUGCUCCUCUGAAGGCCUCGCGGUGCUACUUUUCUGUCUGCUCUGGUGUAAUAUGACUCCAUCAGUCCCUGGUACGGUUGUAGUCCUGAUGGGGGAGUAGCAUGUUCUCUGGAUCCUCUCUUGUAGCUCGGUAUAUUUCUCAGUCAGUGUUAAUCACUGUUGAAGUCAACACUUUAUAUCAAAUCAACAGAGCUACACUAGAAGGCAACCUGUCAUCCACUUCAACUCUCAACUUUUUUAUUACUUCUGUAUAAUUACAAAGCUGAGAUAAAGCACACAUUUCAGAAUAUUAGAAGACAGGGUUUUUUUCUUGUGUACAUUUAUGCUUCAUAUUUAUUACACCUUUAUGGAAUUCCAGAAAUGCCACCAUUAAAUAAAUAUUUUUUUAAAUGUCACUAUUUCAAAUUCAAAACAAAUACAUAAUCUAUGACGUCAAUAGGUGUUUAAAUUUGCCACUUACUUUUUAAAUUAUUUAUAAAAGCACAUUAACUUUAGUUAAUUAAAUGUUCUGUCUACUUUACUCUGUCAAAGAUCAGAACCGACAGUUCUAUUUAAUUGGUCAGAACUGGAUUUUCUGUGCGAAUGAACCAAUCUGGUUCAGAAAAUUGAGUUAACAAUUAAAUAUAAUUUUAGAAUAGGACAUAUUUGAAUUAAAUAUCUCAUGAUAAUUUAUUUUUAUAUUUAUCAUUGUUAGAUGUAUAAAUAUUUAUGAGAUAAACUUUUAUUUAUUACCCAGUGGCACUUUAGGAAUUCCAUGCUUCUUCAUCCAGCCGCAUUGUUAUUAAACAUUUCUUUGAAGUAUGUGUUGGUGUUUUGUUGACAUCAGCAUUAUGUAGCUUUAGUGGUCUCCAAACAUGCAACAUUCACUCUUUAAGGCAGCAUUAUUCUAGGAGCAAUAAACUAGCUCUAGGAGCAAACGGUGAGAUGCACAGAAAUAAAAAGUUGAAUAAUGUUUCAUAUUUCAUGUCUCUUUCUUGAAAAAAGCACAUAGAAAACUGCUGCUGGGAUUACUCUGACAAUGACCUACAAAGUUACAGCUGUAUUGAGCAAGUUAACAUCUUCUAACACUUCUUGAGUUGAUGUUUGUUCUGCUGUCUAUUUCUGUUUUAUUGACUAUUGUUCCUGGUGCCUGCAUUUUACAGUAACCAAAGUGGCUACAUGAAGGAACAGAGUUGCCUUCAGCAACAGAUAUCUGCAUCUUUCUCCAUUUUUAAGGUGAAAAGAUAAGGACAACAUUAUCUAAAAAUGCUUAACAUAAUCUUGGGGGACGCUCAGAUCCCAUCUUGGUUUUGCGUUCAACAUUUACGUCCAAUUUCAUGUUUACGUGUAAUUUUUUUCACUUGCUUUUAUUCUCUAUCAGGAGAUGAGUGUAGUUUGGUCAGAUGUGCAACUAUGAUCAAUAUAUUUUGUUUUAUAAAGAAAAGGUCAUCGGUACUUGAAGCAGUGUUUUUUGCACUGAAAGAUUAAGUACUCAUUUCACUUUAACUGCUGAAAACUGAGGUUUUUAUUUGUUUUUUUCCCCUUACGCCACCUCAGGCACAUAAGUUCAACUGAUUUUCUUUUUAUACUGUAUGCAGAAUAAAUCAACUUAAUUAUUAACCUAAUUUUCAUAUUUAAUCCUGGCAAGUCAUGUUGCACAACACAAAUAAUGAAACUUGCCAUGACUUUAAAUCCAGCUCUGCUUUCUGCCUCUCUGUUACUCUCAGUAGAAAUCCCCCACACCACGGUGCAUACAUGUCAGAAUAUGUGCAUCAACGUGUCUGGUGGUGUGAUUUGUAGUUUGCCUCAUUUUUUUCCCCCUUCGAUUGGAAAUUGUUGUUUAAAUUCUGUUAAAUAUUUAAAACAUGUAAAUCUUCUAAAAAUUCAUGUGCCAAAUCCAGUUCUUGUUUUGUCUAAUCCAUUCCAAACCCAUGUUUGUACUGUAGGCAAGUUUCUGUACAAGUCAGUAUAAAAUAUUGUUGCUCCCCAAUAGUCCCUGUAUCUGGUGCCAUUAAAGGAAACUAUUCAAACUUGAAAUAAAGAAAAACAAAAAAAAGG
Poeciliopsis prolifica (blackstripe livebearer) is the source of this 7876-nucleotide messenger RNA. Its product is annotated as FERM domain-containing protein 5. Gene Ontology annotation, cellular component: cytoskeleton. Bases 257 to 1975 code for a protein of 572 amino acids. The transcript has 14 exons. The record is from RefSeq and is a predicted model, not a curated record. Lineage: Eukaryota; Metazoa; Chordata; Actinopteri; Cyprinodontiformes; Poeciliidae.